Messenger RNA from Pygocentrus nattereri (red-bellied piranha), 3576 nucleotides. RefSeq names its product phosphomannomutase 1 (gene pmm1). Gene Ontology annotation, cellular component: cytosol. Gene Ontology annotation, biological process: GDP-mannose biosynthetic process; protein N-linked glycosylation; mannose metabolic process. Bases 260 to 1042 code for a protein of 260 amino acids. The transcript has 8 exons. Gene Ontology annotation, molecular function: phosphomannomutase activity. The record is from RefSeq and is a predicted model, not a curated record. Lineage: Eukaryota; Metazoa; Chordata; Actinopteri; Characiformes; Serrasalmidae.
GUUCUCUAGCGGAUACCUCGCUGCUGCUGCAGUAGACAUGUAAACACGCCAGAACACUGUACAAACUGUCAUUUUUUUAAAUAUAUCUUUCCGUUUUAAAGAAAGGCGUGUGCGGUUUGUUUCGGUUAAUUCGAAAUCCAGUCGAACUGUUAACUCAGUUUGGACUCAUGGAUUCCAGCUAAUUUUCCGCUUGGUUUAUUUUAGCCACAUUGCCCUUGUGUUCAUUUGUGGUCUGUUUUAACUGCUUCACACGAAGAGGAUGGACACGAAAAGUCUCCCUCCGGACAGAAAUAUUCUGUGUUUAUUCGAUGUGGACGGAACCCUGACCCCACCGAGAGAGAAAAUUGACCCACAGCUGGAUGGAUUUUUACAGUCUCUGCGUAACAAAGUGAAGAUUGGAGUGGUGGGAGGGUCAGACUACUCUAAGAUAGCAGAACAGCUCGGAGAAGGAGAUGAAGUCAUACAUAAGUUUGACUACGUGUUUGCUGAAAAUGGCACAGUGCAAUAUAAGGAUGGCAAACUGCUGUCUAAACAGGCAAUACAGAACCAGUUGGGUGAAGAGCUGCUGCAAGAUCUUAUUAACUUCUGUCUCAGAUAUAUGGGCCUGAUCAAACUGCCCAAGAAACGAGGCACAUUCAUCGAGUUUCGCAAUGGAAUGAUUAACAUCUCUCCAAUCGGACGGAGUUGCACACUUGAAGAGCGAAUAGAAUUUGCAGAAAUAGACAAGAAAGAGAAGAUCAGGGAGAAGUUUGUAGCUGCUCUGCAGAAGGAGUUUGCAGGAAAAGGACUGAGGUUCACUCGAGGGGGACUGAUCAGUUUUGACGUAUUUCCUGAAGGCUGGGAUAAGCGUUUAUGUCUGGAACCCCUGGAGAGAGAGGGAUUGGAUGCCAUCUAUUUCUUUGGAAAUGAGACCUCAUUGGGUGGGAACGAUUACGAGAUUUUCGAGGAUCCACGGACCAAAGGCUUCACUGUUUACUCCCCCGAGGACACAACACGGCUAUGCACAGAACUGUUCUUCAACACCCCGCCCAACGAGGCUUGACAAUACAUCCACUCAUACAAGCACAGAGAUAUCAGCAGCACAUGUCUGCGUGUAACUGACACCCCCUGCUGUCCAGAGCUGGUACUACACCAAGAACAGCACUCUGUGGAACGUGGACAACAAAUACAGAUGAUAAACAGGUUAGCUAGAGUGGAAGAAACCCAGUCACUACCAGUAAACAAAUGAACAUGUCUGAGAUAGAACUUUUAAACAGACUACAUGAGCUGAACUUAUACCUGGUCAACAACAACCACCACAUUGCUUGUGAUACCAAAACUAACCCUAAGAUUUCACUCCUCAGACUGAUCAUUGGGAAUGUUUUAACAGUAAAAAUGAAAUGUUUAAUGUGACAUUACAUGUGAUGUUUUCUAAGGCAUGGUCAGUGAUCCAUAAUUGAUCUGUCUUGCCUGAUUUUGUGAGCUUUCAGCUUGAACUUUGUGCUGAUUGUAUUUUCCAUUGCGCACUCCCAGUCAAAGCAGACUUCAUGAUAAAUACUUGGAUCCUUUAAGUGCACUCGGCGAGCGGUACAAAGUGCAGUGAUAAUGCAGAAGAACAGAUAUUGAGAAAGACCCAGAGUCUUUGGCCUGAUGCCAAGCCACCUGCAGACCCAGAGAACCAGCAGUAGUCCUUUAUCAUGGGUUAAAUAUUGACAUUGUGGCAUACAUUGAAAGAAUAUGGUAAUUUAGUAAAUAAACAAUGUCAGUGGUUGUGAAAAUUAUUAAGUAUACUUAGAUUUAGUAAUCCUAGCACCUACGUUUAAAACCAUGGCAGGCCCUGAAACUGCUGGUCUAGGACUGCUGUGUGCUCUCUAGGGUGGAUGAAACCAACACUGUGUCCAAAUAGUCAUUUUAAACUUUCUGUUGUAUCUGUGUUCCUUUAUUGUGCUUGGUCUGGUAGCCAGGAGGAACCAUAUGCUGGUCAGUCCAGUCUAAGCUUUCUUGUGUCCUAUAAAGUGGACCUAGUGUGCCACCUACUGGCUGGACCAUAAGUGUGCAGCAAGUCUGCUAUGAAGUCUACUACUGCGUCUAAGGGCCUUAGUGCAGGUAGAGGCUAAACCCUCAAUCAGAACCUGUAUUCACGAAGGAUCACAUAGGAGUAUAGGAGUACAUAAUAGGAGUACUAAUCUUGGACUGAAUUGUUCCUGGUUUGUCUUGUUCUUAGUCAUUAUAAGAUAAUAAGCUAAACUGAUCCAGAAUCAGCACUCCUCACAGCUGCAUUUGUGAGCAAAUGUGAAAAGUGCUUUUUUUUGUUGUUGUUGUUCUUGACUAAAAAUUAUUUUUGAAGGGACAGUAUCUAUUGACGGUGAGCUUUUUUCUCUGACACUAAGCCGAAUCUAAGCGUGGAAAAUGGAGCUAACCAUUCACUCUGAUCAAUGCAUGUCAUUCGUAGCCGUUUCUGUAUAGAUAGCAGAACAGAACUGUUCGAACGGAAUGAGAUUAAUCUGUUUCAACACAGCAUCUGCAUGCAAAUGGCUGUAUUGGCAGACUGUUAAAGGGGAAUUCCAACUUUGUAAACAUUCCACAUAAACUGUUAUGAUGUAAACAAAGUCAUUCAGUGAUGUUAGUCAUUUUAAAGAAACUUAACAACUUGAAAUAGUUUACAGUGGUGGUGAUGGGAACCAGACAUCUGAAUAAUUUAAUUUCUCUUAAAAAGUUCCUUACAGAAAUAUUUUACAGAAAAUAAUGUAAUUGGUUUCAGUAGUUUACACAAAAUAGAUGUUUAAGACAUUGUUUUACGUUGUUUCGUUAAUGGUGCAAAAAUAUAAAACUCAGACAAGUAUAGAUAGACUGGUGGUUUUGGAUAGUAAAUAAAUUGGGUACACUUGUAUUGUAGACAUCACAACUUCUGGUUCCCAUCAAUCUCACUGUAAAGGAAAUGCGCUUCUGUAAUUUUUCUCUACAAGGAAUUGUCAAAUCAGACCACUCUGAAAGACCUUGUUGACAUUGCAAUACUUGAAUUAUGUAGAAAUCUUAAAAAACAAUCUGUGAAAAAUUCCCCUUUAAGCCUCAGAACUGAGCAUGUACAUACAGAACGUGAUAAAGGGAAAAGUCAAAUUUGAAUGUAUUCUAAUAGGCGGUAACAUGAGCUGUAACUGUCGUCAUUAAUUUACAUUCAUGCCUGAAAGUGGUUGCCUGUGAAUCUAAAUCACUACAUAUGAAUGGCUCAGUCAUUUUUAUUGCAAAUUGUUCUCCGUACUGUUUUGCAUUUGUGAUUGGAAUGGUCAAGUUCUGCAUCAGGAGAAUCCUGAAGCCUGUAUAUAGUCUUUAUUCAUGAUAUUCUUUUCAACACACACUGACCUAUCCAAACUCAUGUGGGAUGGAGCAUGAAGCGACAAGAUUUCUGUCCAUCUUGGAUCAUUUUUCUGCCCUUUAACAAAAACACAGCAUUCAAACACCCCUCUUAUGGGCUACAUGAAAUAAUGGGAUAUUUUUUUUAUGGUACAUUUCCUGUGUGUAAAAGAUCAGAAACAUCUCUAUGAUUUUUAACAGUACAUUUGUGUUUGUCUGUUUUAAUAAAUCAUUUUCAUAAAUCAA